Chenopodium quinoa (quinoa) is the source of this 576-nucleotide messenger RNA. RefSeq lists its product as uncharacterized. Bases 1 to 576 code for a protein of 191 amino acids. NCBI's taxonomy places the organism in Eukaryota, Viridiplantae, Streptophyta, Magnoliopsida, Caryophyllales, Amaranthaceae. The transcript is spliced from 2 exons. The record is from RefSeq and is a predicted model, not a curated record.
AUGGUGAGCAAGGUGAGAGUAAUCCUGUCGCGUAUCAAGGCAGCACAAGAUAGACAGAAGAUUUAUGCCGACUUGAAGAGGAGAGAUGAUGAGUUUAGUGUUGGGGACAAAGUCUUUCUAAAGGUUUCUCCAACAAAAGGUGUGAUGCGAUUAGGCAAGAAAGGGAAGCUUAGUGCAAAAUAUGUGGGUCCGUAUGAAAUUCUCCAACGUGUGGGGAAAGUGGCUCACAAAUUGGCUUUGCCAAUGGAGUUCGAGAAAAUGCAUGAUGUGUUCAAUAUUUCCCAAUUGAAAAAGUAUGUGCCUAGUGGAACCUAUGUUUUGCAGCCGGAAACUAUUCAACUAGAUGAGUCUCUAACUUAUGAAGAAAGACCAGUCAAGAUAGUAGAUCACAAGGUGCGUAGUACUAGAACCAAAGAUGUGAAGAUAGUGAAAGUCCUUUGGUCAAACCAGGAGUACGAAGAGGCUACUUGGGAGGCCGAGGAUGAGAUGAAAAACAAAUAUCCCGAGUUUUUUGAUGAGAAUAACCACAUGUUCUUACACAUGCAACAUUCAUCAGGGUUGUGGGAUCUUGAAUAG